CUGUGCAUAGGAUAAUAAUGAAGGUGAUAUGAUUUGCGUAAUUAAAUGACUACAGUGCGAUCCCUCUACUGUAUAUACUAGAUACGUUUUACGUGCUAUAUUUAAUGUCAAUGAUGUCACCAUGAAUCCACAGUAGUUGUUUGUGUUAGCAGUUUUAAACAAACUUUCCAUUCCACUGCGAUUUCAACAACUCAUGCGUUAGUGGUUUCCCGGCCUAUAAUUUUCUCUUGGGUCUUCCUUUGAUUGUACACUUGGUUCUCUUCCUCCAUCUUUCCUCCAUUCUUCUCUUCCUCCCCCUUCUCGUCAUCUUCCCCAGGAUGCACACGAGUUGCUGACUCAGUGUCUUGAUCAACUCAAAGACGACUCAACUGCUGUCAAGAUGGCAGUCUCUGAGAACGAGGAGCCCCUGGUCUCUGUGUGUCCCGUGGUCAGAAAUUUUGAGUGUGAGAUGUGUCGCACCAUUACCUGCAAGAGGUGUGGAAAAGUCAGCGAAGUGAGCGAAGUCAUCUAUGACUUUGCCCUCCAGUUGCCUAAAAGUGUCAAAUCGAGACCCAAUGAGCAAGCCAAUCUUCAAGACCUUCUGGACAGGUUUUUCAAAUCGGAGGAGGUGGAGUAUAAGUGUCCCGAGUGUUCGUGCAACACUGCCACCAUGUCCUGUCGACUGGCACGUCUACCCAGAGUAAUGAUCAUAUUCCUGAAGCGCUAUGGCUACAACACUAACUUGUCUCGAAACUCCAAGAGGAUUGAUUUCAUCAGGAUUCCGAGAUUCAUUGCUGUUGGUCAUCUUUGCUCUGAUACUACUACUCCACCUUGCCAGUAUGAAGGUCCUUGGCCAAGGACUACAAACUCGUCUGGUUCCUGUUGUGAUGACAAGGAGAAUCUCCCGUCCACUGAGGGAACUGACCAGCGUGGUCCCCCCAGGGAAAAUCUCCCGACGACUCCUCAACCCGGAGAGCUGCAGAACUCUGCUCUUGGGAGCGAGGAGGGCAGCAGAAUUCUUGGAAAGAGGCGGGGGAGUGAAAGUAUUGAGCAAGAGUUUGCAGCAUGCGGUCGAGAUUGCAAUGUCGUCAAAAAACAGAAGGUGGACUAUGAUCAUCAAGUUUCAGUUUCGCUCAACUCUACUGCACAACUUCCUGCAAGUCAUCAACUAGCUGUUUCUAGUGACUCCCCAGCUCAAACCACCAGCAAAGGCCCCUUCUAUACAAAUAAUCCCCCUCUACAGUCUUCGAUGAAUACCGGUGUUGGUUCCACCACUGUUGUCCCCAAUGACUUGGUCAGUGAGAACACAACUACCAAUGAUGCUAGCUACAGCCAGAACUCUGUAGGUAGAGACAUUGCUGCCGAGUUUGAUUCCCUGUUCAGUCCAGAAAUCCUCCUCAAAUUGGACAAUGAUCUCCAACUGAAGGGUGGCCCUUGCGGCGAUGCCCUCCCAGUUACGACAUCGCCCACCGUGGAGAAAAGCAGUGUAGCAAAGCCGACUAAUGCAUCCGCUACUUCAACCAUUGCACCUUUACCUCCUGGAUCGUUGACCGAUGCUCACACCCGAGGUGUCUCCAGUUCUGAAACUGAACGUCCACUCUCUUCUGAGAGAACGAAGGGUAACGAGGAUGGUUUAAUGCACGGGCUUUUCGGAGGUGUGUCAUCCGAAGAAUACUCCAAGUGUAGGUCAGAGAGGACUCCGACCAGAGACCUACCUCGCAGAGCAAGGGCCGGCCAAUCCGGCAGGGUUGGCGAAAACCUGGAGGAGGAAGAUGUUGGACUCAAGAGAGCCAUGGAGCAGAGUUUGAGAGAGCAGCCACCGAGCGACAUGGAACUUUUACAACGAAUGGGUCUGUCGGAAGAAGAUCAGCUUAGGUUGGCUCUGGAGCUCAGCAUGCAAGAGCAAUGUGUGGAAGAUGGUGCUAUGGACCAGCAGUCAUCCAGGGACACUGCCGAGCCAGACACUCCCACACCUGAUACCCAGCGACCACAGACGUACAAACUGGUGGGUAUAGUCAACCAUAUUGGAAAAGCAUCUUCAGGAGGUCUGCUACUAUAUAUACCCAUACUUGUGACCGUGUCCCAUCUUUUUCACAUGGGUUAAGAUAAUUGUUCUCACUGUGCUACAGGGCACUACAUUAGUGAUGUGUGCAGUGGUCGGGAGGGAGUGUGGAGAAGCUAUAACGACAGCUACGUGACUGAGGCCAAGGAGGAGGACAUUAGACAGAGGAGGAAAGGAACUGGCUACAUCUUCUUCUACAUGCACAAAUCUGUUCUAGGUAGUAUAAGUACCAAGAGAACUUCUUGACCACCAUCACCAUCUGACUCAGUAUAAUAAUACACUUCUGUCAUUAUGUUUCACGUUACACCAUUGUUUUUACCAACACAAUUAUUAUAGUUUGAAGUUUAUCUUGUAGCUACCCUGAUGACCACGAUUAGACUUUGAAUCUUUGUCGUAUCCAGUGGCUGAAUUAACCAUGUAUCAGAUUGUCCGUAGAUUCUCAACAUACAGACGGCACGUGAUCUGAUUAUGAUCUUUGUACCUCAAAAGUAUGAUGCCAACUGUAAUAGACUCGGUCAUUCGAGGACUGCUUGUCCGUAUGAAAUAUU
Molecule: messenger RNA, 2589 nt
Organism: Geodia barretti
Lineage: Eukaryota; Metazoa; Porifera; Demospongiae; Tetractinellida; Geodiidae
Source: the annotation of a GenBank genome assembly